AUGCCUAUGCACACCCUUGACGGCAUCGUUUUGAAGUUAUUGACGAAGCGCGGUGAAGAGCCAUUUCACCGAAUAUGCGAUAGCAAUUCUGUUUUGGUUUCGGGGCCCAAUCGUUCUUUCAAAGCGCGGAGGUUAAAGGAUUGGUCGUCGACAGCCCGAUUCAAGAACUUUAACCUUCCGGAUGGCACAGAGAUCGAGAGAUACUUUUUAUUCAACGACAAACACGUGGUCAGCAUGUACAUUUUCCCUAGGAAGGAAUGUGAUGACGAAUGGGACUAUGCAAAUGAAUGGGUCAUGAUUACAUGCAGCCGAGCCACAACGUGGCGCCUCGACACCUUGGACAUUGUGUUUGAACGCAGCCUAUCAACCGAAGAGAAGAGGAAAGGCUAUACAUUAAGAGUACGCGGUGGUGUCCUGGACCUGCUAAGCUCAUCUGGUGAGAUUUUGGGUCAUUGGCUGGUGGAUGGCGGAGAGACAUCCGCAGAAGUCGCAGAGAUGCUCAGAGAUUGUGCGUACUGCCCUAUUCGAAAAUUCUCCGACGGACACAGAGUAUCAUGUGACCUCCGACAUCCAGUUCUAUGGGAUAAGGAGGGAAACCCCAUCAAAGAUUUCCCGUGGCAGGACGACGAGAUAAGAUGA
Molecule: messenger RNA, 639 nt
Organism: Fusarium graminearum PH-1
Lineage: Eukaryota; Fungi; Ascomycota; Sordariomycetes; Hypocreales; Nectriaceae
Exons: 2
Coding region: 1-639 (212 amino acids)
Source: RefSeq, a predicted model, not a curated record